GUUCCCCCACCACUUGCACCACCCACUACCCCAUCACUGCCGCGACACAAUGGGUUUCUGGAACGGCCUCCACAUCAAGGUCCUCAACAUCGCGGCGUUCGCGCUCGGCCUCAGCUCCAACGUCUACACUGUCGUCGGCCCGAACGGCACCUACGGCGACGGCAAGGAGACGUACGUCACGCCGUCCGACUACGCCUUCUGGAUCUGGACCCUCAUCUACCUUCUCCUCCUCGGCUUCAUCUUCUUCCAGUUCACGACUCCCGGCGAGCAGAUCAUUGUCGAGGCCAUCGCGUACCGCUUUGCCUUCCUCGUCACGCUCAACUCGAUCUUCCUCUUCCUCUGGUCCCGCGGAUGGUACCUCUCGGCCUUUGUGUUUAGCUUGCUCCUCGCGGCGAGCGUGAGCCAGGUCUACUAUAUCAUCAAUCGAGACCACUCGCGCCGCGACGGCUGGGGCACUGAGUUGUUCGUCCACCUCCCCUUCUCGCUGUACCACGGCUGGACCAUUGUCCUCAUCGUCAUCGCCCUCUUCCAGGCGUUCGGCGUCGACUCGAGCAUCUCCAAGGCCGGCUUCUGGACCAAGUUCUUUGUCUUCCUCGCCUUUGUCUUCCUCGAGUCGACGGCUGCGGGUUACGCCUUUGCCACGGCGCAGGGUGACCCCGCCGGUGCCUCGGUCAUCGCCUGGGCCCUCUUCUCCAUCUUCAUCCACCAGGAGGUUCCCUUCAUUCGCUGGUCGGCCUUUGCCUUCUUCAUCCUCUCGCUCUUCGCCAUUCUCAAGGCCCUCUACUCGUCGUGGCGCACUGGCUCGAACAUCCUCCACGAUGACGAGCGCGCCCCUCUUAUUGCCGGCGAGGCCUAAUCUACCUCCCACUCUCCCCAUCCGAUCCUGUUACGAAUCGUCACGAGCUCCCACGCAAGGCUUCCCGAGUCUAACGCUUAAUCCGUCGCUGGGCAGUGUCAAAGUGAAGGCGAAGUCGAAGUCGAAGAAAUGAAAGAUGCACUGAAGUGAAGGCGAA
Messenger RNA from Vanrija pseudolonga, 1013 nucleotides. RefSeq lists its product as uncharacterized. Bases 50 to 856 code for a protein of 268 amino acids. The transcript is spliced from 5 exons. The record is from RefSeq and is a predicted model, not a curated record. Lineage: Eukaryota; Fungi; Basidiomycota; Tremellomycetes; Trichosporonales; Trichosporonaceae.